Oncorhynchus gorbuscha (pink salmon) is the source of this 1749-nucleotide messenger RNA. Its product is annotated as homer protein homolog 2-like. The record is from RefSeq and is a predicted model, not a curated record. The transcript has 9 exons. Lineage: Eukaryota; Metazoa; Chordata; Actinopteri; Salmoniformes; Salmonidae. Bases 507 to 1577 code for a protein of 356 amino acids. Gene Ontology annotation, cellular component: dendrite; cytoplasm; plasma membrane. Gene Ontology annotation, molecular function: G protein-coupled glutamate receptor binding. Gene Ontology annotation, biological process: G protein-coupled glutamate receptor signaling pathway; regulation of store-operated calcium entry.
UGAGAGCAGGUGGAAUCCGCACUGUGUCGCUACUGCUGCUCUCUGCCUGCCUCUCACGAAACACUAACCCAUUGGGGAGAGAGGAGCUGAGAGCGCAGAUCCGAGGCAAGGCAACUCCAGCGCAGCAGUCAAGGAAUAUUCAGCGAACAUCAUAACUUAUUAUUUUUUGAAAGCACGCGGAACGGGUGGGAUCAUAAGUUGUCACCUCGUCUGAAUAAAUAAGUUAGGCUAAUGAAAUGGCAUUAGGUUUUUCUGUGUACGCUUGACUAUCAGGAGAAUCGAAACGCCGCUCAGCUCGCGAGGGAGUGCAGGGAUCAUAUUUCCCUACUCUCUGUGUGAUCGCAUUACUUGCUCGCAGCCGAUACCCUGGAAUGGACUUAUCCAAUAGCUAAUGCCAAGACUGGAUCUAUUUUAAUGACAUUGUUUUUAAAGACACUGCGUUUUUUUUAAAGUUCGCUUCUUCUAACCUUUUUAUAAUUGAAGGGUUGUACCAAAACUCCGCGACAAUGGGGGAGCAGCCAAUCUUCACCACCAGGGCCCAUGUGUUCCAGAUUGACCCGACCACCAAGAAGAACUGGGUCCCAGCCAGCAAACAGGCAGUCACCGUUUCCUACUUCUACGACUCCACACGCAACAGCUACCGCAUCAUCAGUGUAGAUGGAUCCAAGGUAGGGGUGAUCAUCAACAGCACCAUCACCCCAAACAUGACCUUCACCAAGACGUCCCAGAAGUUUGGCCAAUGGGCUGACAGCAGAGCAAACACAGUGUUCGGACUGGGGUUCGCCUCCGAGCAGCAGCUGGCCAAGUUUGCUGAGAAGUUCCAGGAAGUGAAGGAAGCAGCGAAGCUGGCCAGGGACAAGUCACAGGAGAAGAUGGAGACAUCGAGUAACAAUUCCCAGGAGUCGGGUCGUGAGACCCCCUCGUCCACCCAGGCCUCUAGCAUCAACGGGACCGACGAUGAGAAGAUCUCCCACGGAGGACCGGAGACCGCAGCGCUGAUGAGCGAGAAUGACAAACUCAAGACCACUGUAGAACAGAGUAACACCAAUGCUAAGAAGUUGGAGACAGAGCUCCAGACUCUACGAGACAGUAAUGCUCGACUGGUAGACGCUCUAACGGAGUCCUCCGCUAACGUAGAGAUCUGGAAGAAACAACUCAACACCUGCAAGGAGGAGAGCGACACGCUGAGGGAAAAGAUAGUAGAGUUGGAGUCUCAGUGUGAAAAGGCCAACGUGGAGAAGGAGAGGAACUCUAAGCUGACUGUACGAGUUCAGGAGCUGGAGACGGAGCUGCAGGACAAGGAACAGGAACUGGAGAACCUGAGGAAGCAAGCAGAGAUCAUCCCUCAACUCAUGGCAGAGUGUGAGAGCAUCACAGAGAAACUACAGGCUGCUGAGGUGAAGAACAAGGACCUGGAGGAUAGGAUGGAGGGUCUUCAGGCCGACAUCGAGGACAGCCAGUCCAAGCAGGGCAACAUGAAGGGAGAGCUGAAGAAGUUCAUGGACGUCCUGGAUGGGAAGAUUGAUGAGCUGCACGAGUUCAGGCAGGGCCUGUCCAAACUAGGGGUGGAUAACUGAGGGAGGAAGAGACAGAGGAGAGGAGAGAGGGAUGGAGGGAUGACCGGUUAGAGAUGGAGGUUUUAGAAAUACCUUCAGGACAGGACUUUGUGGCGCCACGCCCCCAAAGUGGAGACCACACUGAACCAAUCAGCUGUAAACACACUACACAGUACAGAGAGGGAGGGGGUUG